Messenger RNA from Nematolebias whitei (Rio pearlfish), 1028 nucleotides. Its product is annotated as phospholipid phosphatase 3-like. Lineage: Eukaryota; Metazoa; Chordata; Actinopteri; Cyprinodontiformes; Rivulidae. Gene Ontology annotation, biological process: signal transduction; phospholipid metabolic process; phospholipid dephosphorylation. The record is from RefSeq and is a predicted model, not a curated record. Bases 54 to 1028 code for a protein of 324 amino acids. The transcript is spliced from 6 exons. Gene Ontology annotation, molecular function: phosphatidate phosphatase activity.
CGCGCUUCCCCUCUCUCUCUCUCUGUCUCUCUCUCUGAGCUCCUCCUGUCUUCAUGUUGGACACGUUUGGGACACAGAGCGCCGGUUUGACCAUCCCGCACGCGGAGCUGUCGGACACCAAGAGGAGCCUGACAUCUGCAGGGCUGGGGAUGGACAAGAGCACCGGGGAGAAACUUGUGUUCAUAAGUGGACCCAUUUUAUCCAAAAAGAAACUUCUGGUCGUCUUGGAUCUUCUCUGCCUCUUCCUGGCAUCACUUCCUUUUUUUGCAUGUGAGCUGAACGCGUUGAGUCCUUACAGAAGAGGCUUCAUAUGUGGGGACCCCAGCAUCACCUACCCUUAUCUCCACAGUGAAGCCAUACCGAACAAAUUACUCAUCUCGGGAGGAAUUGUGAUCACAGGCCUCACAAUUGCCCUCGGGGAGUGUUUCCGGGUGCGUAUCCGAAGCGUCACCUCCAAAGCCUUUGUCAGAAACCUGUAUGUGUCCAGCCUGUACAAGGAGCUGGGCUGCCUUCUGUUUGGCUGUUUCAUUGGCCAAUCGGUGACCAAUGUGGCCAAGCUUAGCGUGGGACGACUGCGACCUCACUUCCUGUCUGCGUGCGGCGUCACCUACGCGUCACUUAACUGCACACCUGGAACCUACGUUGCAACCGUGACCUGCCACAAGUCUGUCUCCCAUUUAGAGGAAGAGGCCAGGAAGUCCUUCUUCUCUGGCCAUGCCUCUUUUGCGAUGUACACAAUGCUCUAUUUAGCGUUUUACUUGCAGGCUCGGUUUACGUGGCAGGGGGCUCGAUUACUAAGACCGAUGCUGCAGUUUUUUCUGGUCCUGCUGGCAGUCUACACAGGUCUGACCCGCAUCUCAGAUUACAGGCACCACCCAUCGGACGUGCUAACAGGCUACCUGCAGGGAGCUCUCACCGCUUACUGGGUGGCCUUCUACAUCUCUCCCAUGUUUAAAAGCUCCAGCUCGGACCUGUCUCCUACUGAGACGCUGGACAGCCCCAUGUCACCUCACCAUACCGUCUGCUGA